Capsaspora owczarzaki ATCC 30864 is the source of this 2163-nucleotide messenger RNA. RefSeq names its product peroxisomal bifunctional enzyme. The coding region runs from base 1 to 2163 and encodes 720 amino acids. Gene Ontology annotation, biological process: fatty acid metabolic process. NCBI's taxonomy places the organism in Eukaryota, Filasterea, Ministeriida, Capsasporidae. Gene Ontology annotation, molecular function: NAD+ binding; oxidoreductase activity, acting on the CH-OH group of donors, NAD or NADP as acceptor. The transcript has 6 exons. The record is from RefSeq and is a predicted model, not a curated record.
AUGGCUCACGUCUCCAUCACUCUGCGCCAAAGCAUUGCUGUUCUGAGCAUCAGCAAUCCGCCCGUCAACACGCUCAACCAUGCAGUCCGCCACGGCAUCGUGCGAUCUGUGCGUGAGGCCAUUUCGGAUGCGCGCGUGCAGGCGCUCGUGCUUGUCGGCGCAGGGCGGUCCUUCCCGGCUGGAGCAGACAUUAAAGAGUUCCGCGGCGGCCAAGCGCUCAACGCUCCCGUGUUGACCGAGGUCUGCGACGUGCUCGAGCAAUCCCCAAAACCAAUCGUGGCUGCUUUGCACGGAACCGCACUUGGCGGUGGUCUGGAGCUGGCAUUGGGUUGCCACUACCGUGUGGCCCUGGAUUCCGCUCACCUUGGCCUGCCAGAAGUGCACCUUGGCAUCCUGCCUGGCGCGGGUGGCACACAACGCCUCCCUCGUUUGAUUGGCUUGCAACGCGCGUUGGAUUUGAUCGUGUCGGGACAGCACAUUUCUGCCGCUGCAGCCCUCAAGCUUGGACUGAUUGACCAGAUCUUCCAAGCUGGGGCACCCGCUGCUGCCGAAGGCACGCUGCUGGACCGCGCUGUAGAGUACGCUCAGGGCAUUGCGUCGCGCCCGUUGGACGGCCGUCGUGUGUCCGAGCUGGUCCCUCGCGAUAAGAGUACCUUUGACCAGAGCGAUGUCUGGGACAAGGCCCUUGCGACCGUCAAGGCGCAGCACCGUGGCUACGACGCGCCCAUCCGCAUUGUCGAAGCAGUUCGCGCGGCUGCUCAGCUACCCUUCAAGCAAGGCAUGGCCAAGGAGUACGAGCUCGUCGUCAACCUGAUGAAAGGGCCUCAGGCAAGUGCUCUGCAGCACUUGUUUUUCGCCGAGCGCGAGGUCGGGACGGUUCCCGGCCUGAAUCCUUCCCUCGCCAAGCCCGUUCGUUCGGUGGGUGUGUUGGGCGCCGGCACGAUGGGCGCUGGCAUUGCAAUGGUCUUCCUGAACGCCAAGAUUCCCGUUGUUCUCCUCGACACCAAGCAAGAGUUCCUCGACCGCGGGUUGGCCGGCAUUCGCGCCGUCUACGCCUCUGACGUCAAGAAGGGCAAACUCACCGAGGAAGCCCUCGCCAAGCGCCUAGCCUUGCUCACCCCGACCCUGGACUACGCGGCCUUUGCGAACGUGGACCUGGCCAUCGAAGCCGUCUUUGAGAACAUGGAUAUCAAGAAGCAAGUCUUUGCCAAGUUGGAUGCCGUGUGCAAGCCCGAGGCCAUUCUGGCGAGCAACACUUCCACGCUGAACAUUGAUGAGAUGGCGGCGGCGACCAAGCGUCCAGAGCAGUUUAUCGGCACUCACUUUUUCUCGCCCGCAAACGUCAUGCGCUUGCUUGAAAACGUGCGCGGAAAGAAAUCGUCACCAAGCACGAUUGCCACUGUCAUGGCGCUUUCCAAGACGAUCAAGAAGGUGGGUGUGCUUGUCGGAAACUGCGACGGCUUUGUUGGCAACCGAAUGCUCGAAGGCUACGCACGCGAGGCCUCGUUCAUGCUCGAGGAAGGCGCUCUGCCCGCUCAAGUGGACAAGGUGUUGACCAGCUUUGGCAUGGCCAUGGGCCCGUUCCAGAUGGGCGAUUUGGCUGGCAACGACGUCGGCUGGCGCAUCCGUCAGGGCAAAGGGAUGACCAACCCCGCCACGCGCCCGGCCAAGGAAGGCCGCUACUGCGAGCUCGGCGACAAGCUGUGUGAACUUGGACGCUUUGGCCAGAAGGCUGGAGCUGGCUGGUACAAGUACGAGCAGGGACAACGCAAGGCAAUUCCUGACGAUGCGGUUGCCAAAUUGAUCGAGGCGCACUCGUCGAGCAAGGGCAUUGCUCGCCGCAGCAUUUCCGACGAGGAGAUUUUCGAGCGAUGCAUGUACCCGCUCAUCAACGAAGGCUUCAAGGUGCUGGAAGAAGGCAUCGCCCUUCGCCCUGGCGACAUUGACAUUAUUUGGGCAUAUGGCUACGGCUUCCCCCGUUACCGCGGCGGCCCGAUGCAUGUCGCUCAGACCAUUGGUCUGAAGAAGAUUUACACUGCCCUUGCCAAAUACUCGAAGCAGUUCCCGACCAGCCAUCACUUUGUUCCCUCCAAGCUGCUCCAGACGCUUGCCGAGACGAACACGACCCUGGAGCAGCAUUUGGCCACCAAGAGCAAGCUGUAA